Molecule: messenger RNA, 1167 nt
Organism: Mucor velutinosus
Lineage: Eukaryota; Fungi; Mucoromycota; Mucoromycetes; Mucorales; Mucoraceae
Exons: 4
Coding region: 1-1167 (388 amino acids)
Biological process (GO): positive regulation of mitochondrial translation
Cellular component (GO): mitochondrial inner membrane
Molecular function (GO): guanyl-nucleotide exchange factor activity; rRNA binding
Source: RefSeq, a predicted model, not a curated record
AUGAUUUCCAACAACCUUAAAAGAGCAGGGUAUCGAUCAUUACAUACUAGCAGUCAAAAGACUGUAUUGUAUGGUUGGGGUCAGACACAAGCAUUGCCAUUAGCAAAGGGUCACUUGGAUCGAGUACUUCCACAACCUACCAAUUUACAAAAAGAACACGAUUAUGCAUUGCCUAAAGAUCAGUCAGUGACACAUGCAAGUAGUGGAUGGGGUCAUUCAUUAUUAAGAACGCAAGAUAACAGCGUAUAUGCAUUUGGAUUGAACCAAAGUGGACAAUUGGGUACUCGUGCGGUGGGCACUCAUAAAGUGAAUGUAAACAAUACUGUCAAAUUACUCUCGUGUGGACGGGAGCAUUCACAUGUAGUAACAGAGAACAAAGAAAAUGGAGGCACACAACUUUACUCCUUUGGCAACAACAUGUAUGGUCAGUUGGGAUUAAGGAAAAACAAAAACACAACCCCUGGGCAGUUCAUCAAAGAAGAAGAACCCAAGCUGGUUGAUUUCCCGGAUAAGAUAACGCACAUCACAAGUGGGCUUGAUAAUACUAUAUUUGCAACUAGCAAGGGUACACUUUAUGGUAUGGGUUGGAGUGCUGACGGACAGUUGGGACAAGGCAAAGACGAUAAGGAUGUGCCAUCUCCAUUGCGAUUGAGUCUUGAGGUGAAGAAGUUAUCGAGCUCUACGGAUUUUACUCUGGUGUUGGAUGUCAAUGGCAAAUUAUGGACUUGGGGUAAUUCGGAAUAUGGACAAGGCGUUCAGGGAAAGGUGAUCGAUAGAAUCUUGGAACCAUUGCAAAUUACAAAUGUGGAGGGGCAAGUAGUGGACAUGGCAGCUGGCGGUCCAUUUUCUGUGUUGCUCACAAAAGAUGGAAAUGUGUAUACUUGUGGUUACGGCGCUUUAGGGCUAGGGAAAGACAAAAUUCAGACAUUGGAGAGUACGCAGGUCAAAGGCUUAUCCAACGUUACCAAAGUUUUUGCAGCCACAGACUAUGCGGCAGCAAUUACAGCGACUGGGGAGCUCUACACAUGGGGAUUGAACGGACCUAGCUGUCGAUUAGGCACCGGCAACUCUCAACAUGCAUUUGAGCCAGUUCGUGUAAAUAUAGAUAGAGAGGUGAUGGACUUGUCCCUUGGCACAAACCAUGCAUUUGCUGUAUGUGCCGCAUGA